AUGCGAUGCGCGAGCAAGGCCGCUGAGAGCGCGUUCGCACGUCUCUGUGCGGACGCCGAAGCAGAAACCACAGCAACUGAUGUCUCAUCGGUUGAUGAAGCGACGCAGCCUGUGUCACCUGGUGAUACAGGCGCUCGUCAUGAAGACACUCAUGUCUUCACAGAGUAUGAGCUCGGUGUCUAA
This is a messenger RNA of Peronospora matthiolae, 183 nucleotides long. NCBI's taxonomy places the organism in Eukaryota, Oomycota, Peronosporomycetes, Peronosporales, Peronosporaceae. The record is from the annotation of a GenBank genome assembly.